AUGACUACAGCAAGAUAUAGGCCUACUUGGGACUUGGUACUUGACCCAUUAGUGUCCUGCAAGCUCUGUCUUGGUGAAUAUCCCGUGGAGCAGAUGACAACAAUAGCACAAUGCCAAUGCAUCUUCUGUACCCUGUGCCUAAAACAGUAUGUGGAACUUUUGAUCAAAGAAGGUCUAGAAACAGCAAUCAGCUGCCCUGAUGCUGCCUGCCCAAAGCGAGGUCAUCUGCAAGAAAAUGAGAUUGAGUGCAUGGUUGCAUCAGAAAUCAUGCAAAGAUAUAAGAAACUACAGUUUGAAAGAGAAGUGCUUUUGGAUCCGUGUCGGACUUGGUGUCCAUCCUCUACUUGCCAGGCAGUUUGCCAGCUCCAGGAAUCAAGCCCACAGGACCCCCAGCUGGUCCAGUGCAAAGCCUGCGACAUUGAGUUCUGCUCUGCUUGCAAAUCUAAUUGGCAUCCAGGUCAAGGCUGUCAAGAGAACAUGCCAAUCUCUUUUCUUCCAGGCGAAACAAGUUCAGUUUUUAAAAUGGAAGAAGAUGAUGCUCCAAUCAAACGCUGUCCAAAGUGUAAAGUUUACAUUGAACGAGAUGAAGGCUGUGCCCAAAUGAUGUGUAAGAACUGCAAACAUGCCUUUUGCUGGUACUGUCUGGAAUCUCUUGAUGAUGAUUUUCUCCUUAUACAUUAUGACAAAGGACCUUGUCGAAACAAGCUGGGACACUCCAGGGCAUCUGUUAUCUGGCACAGAACACAG
Messenger RNA from Cariama cristata (Red-legged seriema), 747 nucleotides. It is a transcript of the gene RNF144A, whose product is annotated as ring finger protein 144A. The transcript has 6 exons. Gene Ontology annotation, cellular component: Golgi apparatus; cytoplasm; ubiquitin ligase complex. Gene Ontology annotation, molecular function: ubiquitin protein ligase activity; ubiquitin conjugating enzyme binding; zinc ion binding. Lineage: Eukaryota; Metazoa; Chordata; Aves; Cariamiformes; Cariamidae. The annotation marks the transcript as partial. The record is from RefSeq and is a predicted model, not a curated record. Gene Ontology annotation, biological process: ubiquitin-dependent protein catabolic process; positive regulation of proteasomal ubiquitin-dependent protein catabolic process; protein polyubiquitination.